Aspergillus ochraceoroseus IBT 24754 is the source of this 430-nucleotide messenger RNA. RefSeq lists its product as uncharacterized. The record is from RefSeq and is a predicted model, not a curated record. Bases 140 to 373 code for a protein of 77 amino acids. NCBI's taxonomy places the organism in Eukaryota, Fungi, Ascomycota, Eurotiomycetes, Eurotiales, Aspergillaceae. The transcript has a single exon.
CCAGCCUGGAAAGGGAGGGGAAAACAAUCCAGCCGAUAAGGAAAGGCCGAUAAUCGACAGUCGAGCUGUGAUUGGUUGGGAUUUUCCUUUAGGUGGCUGGGGGGAGGCUGGGGGGAAGAAAUCCAGAGACUUUCAUUGGAUGAUCGGAUGUUCCUGCAUCGUCAUGCCCCACUAUCUGGUGAUGGUCGGACCCACUUGCGAUACCAUACGAUACCGCUUUCAAUACCAGAAUGACAUACAGAAAGUUUAUUGGUAUUUUAAUUGGUUUCCUGUAAUUUCCAUUUGUUUUGGUACUGUACUCCAUACGUACCGUAUAUCCUUCAUAUGCUCGUCAGUACCUGUAGGUACGGAGUACUACUGGAAGAGAUUAUAAUAAGAGAAAGGACUUGUGGCUAAUGUGCUUAAUUCUGCUGCCUGUUUCAUCAGCUUC